Messenger RNA from Lycium barbarum (goji berry), 4391 nucleotides. Its product is annotated as receptor protein-tyrosine kinase CEPR1-like. NCBI's taxonomy places the organism in Eukaryota, Viridiplantae, Streptophyta, Magnoliopsida, Solanales, Solanaceae. Gene Ontology annotation, biological process: protein phosphorylation. The transcript has 4 exons. Gene Ontology annotation, molecular function: protein binding; ATP binding; protein kinase activity. The record is from RefSeq and is a predicted model, not a curated record. The coding region runs from base 2199 to 4391 and encodes 730 amino acids.
AUUUGAGAGGUAUCAUGAAUUAUGUAUUAAAUGAUUUUUUCCCUGUAUUAGAGAGAUACAAUGAUGAUAACUAGAUCUUUGAUUCAGAUGAGACAAAUUCAAUAGAAACUAUGUGUUCACCUUUUGUGGGUGUGAAAUAACAUAUAAAUCAGUCAAGGAAAGCAUAGUUACUAUAUAGAUAAUGAUAUUUGAAUUGAGGCUUUGGAGUUGGCUGGUUAUAACGCUGAAUGGUUUAGAAACUAAUUAACGAGUAUUCAAAUUGAAGCAAAAUCAACUUUGUUUGAGACAUAUUGUGAAAAGAGCAGCUGCUGUGAGAUGUGAUAAUUUCUAUAUUUAUGUGAAGUCUCAGGUGAAUUUUGCCGAUUCACAAGACUAAAAGAAACAUCGAGGGGAAUGAGACUUUUGUCAUUCAAGAAGAUUAACAAUGAUGAUAACCCAUGUGAUUGGAGAUCUCAUGAAUUAGGUUCAUAUGGGUAAUAACAAGUCAUUAAUUGAUCAAAAGUGCACUAUUAAAUUAUGCCUCUUCCUAUGGUGUGUGAAUAUAGUGCAAAACUGCAAGGCAAAGUGAGGUUGAGCUAUAAACUCUUAAUCCAUUAUCAUAUCAUUUAUAGGUGGUGUACUGCUCUGCAGAAUACACUUGAUGGGUGGACCUAUAUGAGUGUGAAGUGGUGCCGCUCUUAUGAAAUUGUGACUGAUUUCUAGAGCACUCAGGAAUACCAGGACACACGCAUGACCUCUUAGGACAAAACCGCGAUAACGACAAAGAUUGUGCGAGUAUAAUGUGAUAAAAUAAGAACCUGAGCUUACAAAAGAGUUCUUGGUUCAUAGAAGUUUCAAACUUCACCAAUUAUUUUGUAAGUUUAAUCUUAUUUUAUCUAGGUCUGGUUCAUAGUCUACGCGACAUCAGAUUCUACGCAUUGUAUUCAUAUGUGAAAACUCAGCAAAACUUCUUAUUUUAUUCUAUUUCUUAAUAUUCUUUUUGAGAUAUGUGGGGGAUUGUUGAGAAAAUAUUAUCUAAUAUCUCAAAAAGAAUUAUUUUGUGCAAGGCAAUUAUUUUCACUCCUUCAAUAGACCACCAUUAUUUCUCAUUCAAUUCUUUGAACGUUUAAUUUGACCAAAUGCAACAGAAUAGUAUCCACUAUUAAUUGCCUUUAAUAUUCUUAAUUGUCUUUUGCCUUUACUCCUUAUUGGCAUUUAAAUGAUUUUGUCUGUUGGAUAUAUUUUCCCGUUGGACUACUACUAUACAUAUUGGGAAGUCUUCUUCCACACAAGGACGGUGGUAAAAAGAACCAUAUUCCUUCUUCUUCUCAUUUUCUUUUGCUGAGUUUUCUACAUUGUGACAUUUUUGUUAAAUUCUGGCUCCUAGUUUAAUAUUAGAAGAGCUUGUUGAAUUCUGGGAUACACCCAUUCCGGGUGAAAUAUCCUUAAGGACAGUGUCUUAAUUGACAUUCCUCAAGCUUUCAAGAAUUUCCUGCAAGGUUCGUGAUCAAGUAUUUUCCGACAAGAUUCGUGAUCAAGUAUUUUCCGUAAGAUUUCCAACAGGAAGUUGGUCACAAGAACUUUCAGCUUUUAUCAAUUGUAUAAAACUGUUGAAAAUUCUCAAAUGAUUGAUCGGACUCAGAUUUUAUUGGUAAUAUUCUUGCUAUAAUUAUAACCAUAAGCAUUCACGUUGCCCGUUGAACAAUAGACCUUAUUGCAUCUAUAGACUUCAGGUUAAGAAAUAGGAGAUUGGCCUUUCAUGUUACCCUCUCCUUUUGAGAAUGAUAGAGGGGUGGAUCAAUUAUCCAUCGAGUAUUGAACUGUUUGCCAAUAGGUCUAGCACUAUUAUAAAAAAAAAAGUAUUACCUUUUUUUUUUCCUUUAAUUUUGUAAAGAACAAUUAUAAUAAAGUGCAGUGGUUCAUCUAUUAAAUGUUCAAAUGAUUUACAACAACAACUAGCCAAUGGAUCCUGGCUUGAUAGCCUUGCACGCUAAUUCAUCUUAUGUUGUUUAUUAGGAAAGCACAUGAGUGCAGCUUCCACCCUAAACAACGCAAAAUUGAAGUUACUUGAGAGAGAAACAAAUACGUUGACUUGAAUAACCUUUAUUUAUUGUUGAAGUAUGAGCUCUUUAUUAAGUUCAUAGUGAUUCAGUUGACUUCAUCGCCAUCAUUUUUCCCGUAAAAAGCCUCAAACAAGCUGUAACCAUUUUCCCCGUAAAAUGCAAAUGUUCUUCCUCAUUUUUUUCUUCCUAAUCAGCCAGUCUUUCCAAGAAAAUUUACAAUUUUCAAGCGCGGAACAGUCCGUAUUGCUAAAAUUGAAACAACACUGGAGCAGUUCGGAGUUUCUCCAAUCAUGGAAUUUAAAUUCUUCAGCAUGCAAUUGGUCAGGAGUUUCUUGCAUCGAUGACAAGGUAGUGACAGAGCUACAUCUUGGAGGAAAGAAAAUUACCGGAACAAUUCCAUCAAUAAUAUGUCAACUCAACAACCUUACUUUCAUUGAUCUCUCCAACAACAACAUUUCAGGAACUAUACCAGUAAGCCUGAAAGAUUGCUCAAUGCUACAACAUUUGGACUUGUCCAAUAAUUCUUUGAGAGACCGGAUUCCAGGUGAGUUGUUCGGGAUGGAACAAUUACUCUAUUUGUAUCUUAAUGGUAACAUGUUGUCUGGUGAGAUGCCAAAGCAAAUAUCAGAAUCCGAACUAAAAUAUCUUAAUCUCUCUGAGAACUACCUGAACGGUUCGAUACCAAAAGAUAUUGGGAACUUGAAAAAUCUUGCGAAAUUGGACCUGUCACAUAAUUCUCUAAGUGGUUCAAUUACAAAUCAGUUGUUUCAGUUGCAUCAUUUGCGACACCUGUCACUAAGUUCCAAUUACUUGUCCGGUGUGAUACCUAAUGAAAUGGACUUGUUUAGUUUGUAUGACAUGGAUCUUUCUCAUAACCAAUUGACUGGUUCUAUACCAAAGGGAUUUUGGGAUUUACCUGGAUUGCAUACUCUUGAUUUGUCUAAUAAUCAAUUAUCAGGAGACAUUGCGGAAAAUAUAGAACAUCUUAGGCCUAGAAAUACUUUAAGGCUUUGUUCCAACAAAUUCUCAGGGAGAAUUUCUGCUGAAUUUGUUAAGCUAACACAUGAAGAGAAUUGCUUUGACGAGUCGAAUCUUUGUACUACAUCCAAGAACUUAUCUAUCUCUGGCCUACCAAGCUGCUCCUCUGGUGGUGAGGUUGGAAAUAUUUCGAGAUCAAAACACUUGAUUAUUAUAAUUCCUGUUGUAGGUGUUGUAAUAGCUAUACAGCUAAUAUGGAUCUUUUACAUGGUCAGAAAGCAUUGGGGGAAAAAGGAGUGCAUAUAUAUGCAAUUAGCAUGGAUCUUUUCGUUGAUCAGAAAGCGUAGUUCAAAAACAAAGAAGCAGAAUGUCAAAGAUGACUUGAAGUUUAUUUCAUUUCAAAAGUUGAAGGUGACUAUGGAAGAUAUUUUGUCUAGCUUGAAAGACGAAAACAUCAUAGGUAAUGGAGGAUCAGGUAAGGUCUAUCGAGUUGUGAUUGACCAAACAGGCAAUACUUAUGCUGUUAAAAGCAUAGGGCAUGGACAAAAAACAGGUGGAAGACCCCAAAAGGAGUUCCUGGCAGAAGUUAGAAUACUUGGUAGCAUUCGACACAACAACAUUGUCAAGCUCAUGUGUUGCAUAUCAAGUGCAGAUAGAAAGCUUCUAGUCUAUGAAUACUUUGAAAAACAAAGCCUGGACAAGUGGCUUCACAGAAAGAAACGAGCAGUAUCAUCUAGUCAAAGUAGUACCCCGGCCCUGGAUUGGCGAAGGAGAUUAAAUAUAGCCGUCGGUGCAGCUCAAGGACUCUGCUAUAUGCACCAUCAUUGCACUCGACCCAUCAUUCAUAGAGACAUAAAGUCCAGCAAUAUCCUUCUGGACUCCGAAUUCAAUGCAAAAAUAGCAGAUUUUGGACUAGCAAAAAUACUAGCCAGGCGGGAUGAUGAUCCUGAGACGGCUUCUCCUAUUGCUGGAACAUUUGGUUACAUUGCACCAGAGUAUGCCUCAACAUUCAAAGUGAAUGUAAAGACUGAUAUAUAUAGCUAUGGAGUGGUGCUUUUAGAAUUGACAACAGGGAGAGAAGCCAUUAGCCGGGAUGAGCAAAUCAAUCUAGCACAAUGGGCUCUACAGCGUUACAGAGAGGGGAAUUCCAUUCUCGAGGCCCUUGAUGAAGAAGUCAUGGAAAUAAGUAAUUUGGAACAAAUGAGAAGUGUUUUUAAACUAGGAGUGAUGUGUACUGGAGCAUCACCAUCUGGUAGGCCAUCAAUGAAAGAGGAUGCAAAAGCCAUGUGGACAUUUGUAUCAGACAGAUCAAUAUAUAGCCCCCUCAGCUACAUAUUUGAAAUUAAAACUAGUGAGACUUCUGGAGUUUAA